CCCGCUGAUCUGAGAUCAGUGAUUCUCCGGCGCGUCAGCAAAAAGGCAGCAGGAAAGCGAAAGUCAAGUGAGCGUUUUUUACAGUUUACAGAAUGCUAUCCAGAAAACUGGGCCAACAGCUGGGGCGACCCACUCAGUCUCUCACCGGAUGGCUGGUUACUAAGUUCCUGAAGCAGCAUAACAUGAUCCUGGAAGAAAAUGCAGUGAAGCUGUGUGAGAUCCAGCCUGAUGAGACAGUGUUGGAGCUGGGACAUGGUCCAGGCCUGGGUUUGCAGGCAGCUGUCCAGCUCCUCAAGGGGCCUGGAGGAAAGCUGCUCGGAGUAGAUUACUCCGACUACAUGCAUCACAUGGCUACAGAGAGAAUGCAGGAGCACAUUGCUAGUGGAAAAGUAACUCUGCACUGCUGUGACAUAACAGCAAUGCCAAUAAAAGACAGCAGUGUGGAUAAAGUGUUCCACUGCAAUUGCUACUACUUCUGGCCUGACCUGAAGUUAGCAGCCUCAGAGAUACACCGAGUGAUGAAACCAGGUGCGCUCAUGGUGACAACCCUCAGACUGAAUCGUAUUAGGUUAUUUGCAUCUAAGAAAGUGAUUCUUGGAGAGAGCUGGCCACCUGAAACUUACAUGGAGGCUCUGAAGUCCUGUGGUUUUGCAGAUGUCCGAAUGGAGAGCAGAACAGAAAAGCUUAUUCCAUUUGAAGCAAUUUAUGCCACUGCUGCAAAGUAAAGCAGCUGUCUGUCUGUCUCGUCGCUGACAUACAGUGGUGCUUGAAAGUUUGUGAACCCUUUAGAAUUUUCUAUAUUUCUGCAUAAA
Molecule: messenger RNA, 812 nt
Organism: Neoarius graeffei (lesser salmon catfish)
Lineage: Eukaryota; Metazoa; Chordata; Actinopteri; Siluriformes; Ariidae
Exons: 3
Coding region: 93-725 (210 amino acids)
Biological process (GO): sterol biosynthetic process
Cellular component (GO): endoplasmic reticulum
Molecular function (GO): sterol 24-C-methyltransferase activity
Source: RefSeq, a predicted model, not a curated record